Molecule: messenger RNA, 861 nt
Organism: Lodderomyces oxycetoniae
Lineage: Eukaryota; Fungi; Ascomycota; Pichiomycetes; Serinales; Debaryomycetaceae
Product: Cu/Pi carrier
Exons: 1
Coding region: 1-861 (286 amino acids)
Biological process (GO): mitochondrial phosphate ion transmembrane transport
Cellular component (GO): mitochondrial inner membrane
Molecular function (GO): phosphate transmembrane transporter activity
Source: RefSeq, a predicted model, not a curated record
AUGACCUCAACAAUUGCAUUAGACUCCUCUAAAUAUUUUACACUUUGUGGUUUGGGUGGUGCCAUUGCUUGUGGUACCACCCAUGCGGCAAUUACGCCUUUGGAUUUGAUCAAGACUCGACACCAGGCUACUAACAUAACUGGUGGCUCGUUAUAUACCGGUGUUGGAGCAACCUUCAUAGGCUAUUCGUUGCAAGGUGCCGGUAAGUACGGGUUUUACGAAUACUUUAAACAGAAAUAUAGUCUUUUGGUUGGACCCAAAUAUGCUCACGAGUACAAGACUGGUAUAUACUUGGCAGCUUCUGCUUCAGCAGAAUUCUUGGCCGAUAUUGCCUUAUGUCCAUUGGAAACAAUCAAGGUCAAGACUCAAACGACAUCUCCACCAUUUUGUAAUUCAGUAUGGCAAGGAUGGUCGAAGAUUGUUAAGCUGGAGGGUGUUGCGGGAUUGUAUAAGGGUAUUGUUCCAUUGUGGUUUAGGCAAAUCCCAUAUACAAUGGUUAAAUUUGCUACUUUUGAAAAUGUCGUUGAUAGAAUAUAUUCAUUUUUGGGAAAACCUAAGAAGGAAUAUACUGCAUUGCAACAAACUGGUGUGUCAUUUUUGGGUGGUUAUAUAGCCGGUAUAUUUUGUGCUGUUGUAUCUCACCCUGCGGAUGUCAUGGUGUCUAAAAUCAACACUGACAAAGUUCCUGGGGAAUCGUCAAGCCAGGCCAUUAGUAGGAUUUAUGGUAAAAUCGGAUUCGCAGGGUUAUGGAAUGGAUUGACUAUAAGAAUCUUUAUGAUUGGUACAUUGACUGGAUUCCAAUGGUUGAUUUAUGAUUCAUUCAAGGUCUGGGUUGGAUUACCAACAACAGGAGGUCACUAG